AUGGGGUCCAAAAACAAUUCGAAUAUUCCCCUGGCCCAAUCAGGCCUGGAAAAUCAAGCUGAGGAAUCAAAAUUUUCUGAACCAGAUGGAUAUAAUGAAAAGAACAAGGGGAACAGGAACUUCAAGCUUUUAAGUUUGAAGGGAUAUGAUAUGCCAAACAGUUUAAAUGAAUUACUUGAUAAAAAAGAGAUACAUGUAUCAUCAGAACAGAAGACUCCAUUUAAUAUAAAUAGAAAUGUGAUUUUAUUUAUGUAUUUUAUGUUAAUUACUUUAACAAAUCGUUUAUUCUUUGGAUGGCCUAAUUUAUCAAACUUACUAUUUCGAGAAGGUGCCUAUGUAUGGAAAUGUGUAAAGAAUGAACAUGGAGGAUAUGACAAAAAUGAUGAUAAAAGAUAUGUAUGUGAAGAUCAAGAUAAAGCUGUUCAAACAAUAUUUGUUUUCGGUUCUUCUGCAUAUUUUGCCUUUUCCUUUUUCAAUGGAAUAAUAGUUGAUUAUUUGGGUUCAAGAUUAAGUAUGUUAUUAGGACAUAUUUUAAAUUUAAUUGGUUGGAUAUUAUUAAUUAUAUCAAAUGAAAAAUUUGAUGCUUAUGUCAUAUCUGGUGUAUUUAUGGCUGCUAGUAUUGAUUUGGCAUCCUUUUCGACAUUAAAUGCAUCUGGUUUAUAUCCAGGGAAUGAAAAUUUAAUUGUCAAUAUCAUAUCAGGAGCAGGAUCCCUAUCAGCGGGGACAAUGACAAUACUUGAUUUGCUAAUAAGUGGAUUCAAUUUGAAUUUCAAAACGUUUAUGUUAUGCUACAUGUCCAUUAGUGUAGGUUUCUUUUUCAUUUUGACUAUAUUCUUUUUCCCAAAAACUAGAUACUUUAGGCAAUAUGAAUUUGACAAUUAUUACAGUACCAAGAACAUCAGUUUGAAUGAAGUAAAUGAUAUGGCAAAGAGUGGACCACCUCAUGGUCCCCCUAGCGGUGCAAAUAAAAGUGGAGGAAAUUGUGCAACUGCAAAUCGUGGCAAUAACUUGAAAAGUAGCAUAAGAAACAACAAUACAGCUAGUGCUGAACUCAGGAAUAAUGAUAAUAAUACACACAAAUUGGGAAUGCAAAAAGAUAUCGAAAUGAAUGAUGAGAAGAAGGAUAGAGAAAAUACCACUACUAAUGAUAGUACAAGUUCUAAUCAGAAAAAUAAAAAAAGUAUGUUAAAUUCGACUAGCUUUAGAGAUUUGUUAAAAAUAUGUACAUGUGCUCAUUUUUUAUGCCUCUGGAUAUAUGGACCGUUAAAUGCAAUAUAUAAUACUUUCUAUUUUAGUGUGGUAGAAAAUAUAUUAUCAAAAGAUAAAAAUGAUAUUUUAGGAUAUAUAUUACCUUUUUCAUUUAUUCCAUGUAUUAUAAUGGGAAAUUUAUCAGACAAAUAUGGUGUUAUGGUGAUGUUUACAUAUGAAUUAUUUUUUGCCUUAUCUAUGUACUUGUUUAGCUAUUUGAAAUCAAAUUUCGCUCAAUGGAUAUCAGUCAUAUCAAAUGCUAUGUAUUCAUCAUGUGCAAAUGGACAAUUAUGGACAUUCAUAUCGUUCACUUUUAGUUCAAAAUAUCAUUCAACUCUUAUAGGAUUACUAAAUUUCGUGUGUGGAAUUGUAUCCUUUGUACGAUUGUCAUUAUUAGAGUGGGCCAAGUACACCAACUAUGAUUUUACAUAUAUCAAUCUUCUUAUUAUUGGGCUAAUUGUAAUUAACAUAGGAAUAACCAUUAUUAUUGUCUUUAUCAGAAGAAUUAAGGGUUACAAAGUUUUAUAUGGAGACGAAGACUCCUCUACUUCAGAAAAAAAAUGA
This is a messenger RNA of Plasmodium gonderi, 1812 nucleotides long. RefSeq names its product transporter. The transcript has a single exon. The record is from RefSeq and is a predicted model, not a curated record. NCBI's taxonomy places the organism in Eukaryota, Apicomplexa, Aconoidasida, Haemosporida, Plasmodiidae. The coding region runs from base 1 to 1812 and encodes 603 amino acids.